Haplochromis burtoni (Burton's mouthbrooder) is the source of this 2949-nucleotide messenger RNA. RefSeq names its product solute carrier family 35 member A1 (gene slc35a1). The coding region runs from base 173 to 1204 and encodes 343 amino acids. Lineage: Eukaryota; Metazoa; Chordata; Actinopteri; Cichliformes; Cichlidae. The record is from RefSeq and is a predicted model, not a curated record. Gene Ontology annotation, molecular function: pyrimidine nucleotide-sugar transmembrane transporter activity. Gene Ontology annotation, cellular component: Golgi membrane. The transcript has 8 exons. Gene Ontology annotation, biological process: pyrimidine nucleotide-sugar transmembrane transport.
UCUGGGUAAUACGGAACGAAUGACGACACACAGGAGCUGGGAAUAAGAUAGAAAACGGGUUUCACGUGCUGCGAGAGGCAUUCCCCUACUGACUGCAUGCUUGCAAUACGGGUUGUUUUGAUGACAUGUAACAUUAACGGCAUUAUUACUUCUCCAUUCACUCGGACGGUAGAUGAACGAAGCAACUAUGGCCAACGAAAAUGUGAGCGUGAUCUUCAAAGUGUACUGUCUCACGGUGAUGACACUGGUGGCAGCGACCUACACAGUGGCACUGCGGUACACCAGGACCAUUUCAACAGAGGAGCUGUAUUUCUCCACAACUGCAGUGUGCAUCGCCGAGGUCAUUAAGUUAGUGCUGAGCUUGGGGAUGCUCACAAAGGAAACGGCAAGUCUCAUCAAACUAAAAGCCACCUUACAGGAACACAUCUUCUGCAGCCCUAAAGAACUGCUAAAACUCAGCGUGCCUUCGGUGGUGUAUGCAGUUCAGAAUAAUAUGGCUUUCAUCGCCCUGAGUAAUCUGGAUGUAGCAGUUUAUCAGGUCACCUAUCAGCUGAAGAUCCCGUGCACAGCCUUGUGUACAGUGCUCAUGCUGAACCGCUCUCUCAACCGGCUGCAAUGGUUUUCCGUCUUUAUGCUCUGUGGAGGCGUUACACUGGUUCAGUGGAAACCUGCGGAGGCCACUAAAGUUCAGAUUGAACAGAAUCCUGUUAUUGGGUUCAUUGCCAUUGCAGUUGCUGUCCUUUGCUCUGGUUUUGCAGGUGUGUACUUUGAGAAAGUGUUGAAGAGCUCAGAGACAUCCCUGUGGGUGAGAAACAUUCAGAUGUACCUGUCCGGCAUAGUGAUCACCUUGAUCGGUGUUUACAUGACUGAUGGAGAGAGGGUCAUGGAGAAAGGAUUCUUCUUUGGUUACACACCUUGGGUGUUCUUUGUAGUAUUCCUGGCCAGUGUAGGUGGUCUGUACACAUCAGUGGUAGUGAAGUACACUGAUAACAUCAUGAAAGGCUUUUCUGCUGCAGCUGCAAUUGUCCUCUCAAUGGUGGCAUCUGUAAUCUUGUUUGGACUACAAAUAACUAUGACGUUUGCCUCUGGAGCAUUCUUUGUCUGCAUUUCCAUAUACCUGUAUGGACUUCCAAAGCAAGACACAUCCAGAUUAACCUGGAAGGAUACAAAUUUAGAAGACAAACAGAAACUAAUUUCUGUGUGAGGUGCUGACUGACAUCAGACAUUUCUAUGCUGGACCAGGAUGAAGGAAGCCUUUCCUCAUUUGAGGUUAGAGUUGGAUCUGCUUUGUGUCGACGUCAUCAGAUGGAACCGUGAACUGAGUCUCUGAAUACUUUGAAGAAUCUUAGUGGGUUUUUUGUUUUUAUAAAAAGGGGGUGGGGGAGUUUGGGUUUUUUGUAGUUUUUUUUUGGAAACUGCUUCUAGCUAGCUACCAGUAAGCUCGUGAAUCUAUACCCUAACCAGUGAAUUCUUGGAAUUGGAAUCCAAUCUUCAGCCACAAUAAGUAGCAUAAGGAGUUUACUAUUAUGCUCCCUGUGUGUUUUUUUUUUUUUUUAAAUUGGGAGUAUUAUAUUGUCUUUAUUUUAUUUAAUAAACCAGUGUUAAUAAUUGGUCUUUAAACUGUGCAAUACGAGUGACUUAACUCCAAAUCACUUAGUCCUUACUCUGAAUGUGCCCAAAUCACCGACUGCAUGCAUAAUCCCCCCCCACCCCACCCCCACCCCAUCUUGUUUCAUAAUAAUUUUUUUUGUUUUAAUCACUUCAGUGUUGUCUUGUAAUGAAGGUAAUUGUACAGUUUUUAUUAGCAGAGAAGUGUUUUUCUGAAUACAGACUAGACCCAAUCCUACAGACUAGCAUAAUUUUAUUUUGACAAUAUAAGGCUCUGUUUUUAGAAUACAAGUCAACAAUAGUUGCAGCACUGAAAAGGACACUGACACACACCGAUGCGGUUUUUACAUUUUGUUUACUGGUGUGAUGCCCAGGAUUCUCAUCCCGUUGGCCAGGACUGAGCAUGCUCCGCUGAACAGUCGUAACCUUGCCUGUGGAUAUGAGGAGAAUGAAGCAGUUUUCAGGUUGCAAAACUGUUGUUAGCAAUGCCCUUACAUAUGUAGUGACAGAUGUAACGGUGACUGCAAAUACAAUCAGUUCUCGCAGGGAAACAAAGAGAUCAGUAUAGCAUAUUUUAAAGACUCAUGUAGUGAUUCACAUAUUUGACCGGCUACCAAAAGAUGGGGAUCAUCUGUCAGUCAAAUAUGUGAAUGAGUUAGACUCUAGAGAGAAGACACCAGGAAGGGUAUUAAGUGUGUAGUAAAAAAAAAAAAAAAAAAAGCCAAAAUAUAUGAAGCUACUGUGUUGAUCCCUUGAUAAUAAGGUAGCUUUUUACACUUUAACAUUUGUCAGGCUUACAAUUGCACUGACAAACCUAAGUAUCUACCACUGAUAUUAGUAUAGACCAUCUAUGUUGUCAUUAUGCUGAUAUCUGUAAGCAGUGCUCCUACUAUUAAACAGAAAUUCUAUUGGCUGACCAAUGUUUUCUACAAGCAAACACAAUGUUUGAUUAGUCAAAGAAGAGUCCCGUGAGGGGUAAGGCAUCUUUUAACUUUGUCCAAAUUUCAGCUUUGAACCCCACUAAUAACCACUUCUGUUAUUCAUUUUCAUGUAAUUUUCUUGGUAUAAAUCUCUUGGGUAUUCUUGCCAGAAUGUAGCUAUAAUUAAUUUUCUAGACCUUUUAAAAUCUUGAAAAAUUUCCUAAACAGUCAAAUCAGACAGUAAAUGCCCCUCAACCUGUCACCUCCUCAGUACAAAGCUUGUGGUGCAUGUGACUGUGCUAAUUUGGCAGUUUCAGACAAUGUCCCAACCAGUUUCUCUUAAUAUGUUCAUGUGUGAGAAGAACAGGUUGUUGCAUAAGAAAUUAUAGAACCAUGCAUUAAAAGGCUAUACAAAAAUCAA